AUGGAUUACGCCCCCAUAGCCCUCCAAGCAACAGACGUUUUCCUUGAUAAACAUUUCCAUAAAAUCCCCGAUAAAGCAUUUAGGAAAGAAACCUACCGACCGCGCAUACCAUUUAAAGCAAGUAGGAAAAAGCGCAGAGAAGAAAAGGAAAGAAGGAACUCUCAAGAUCAGAGACCAAGUCAAAACGAACGAAGAGAUUCCCAAGAUCGAGGAGAGGAUAGGGAUAAGGGAUUGCAAAGAAGAGAAGAGGAACCGUAUAACGACCCGGAAAUCGAAGAAGCAGGCUACGAUUCCGAACCUGAUCAUUCUUCACGACAAAGAGAAAGAGGGAGAAAUAUAAGGGGUAGAGAUUGGGAUUGGAAAUCGAGAGGAGGCGAUAGGGAUCUUAGAGAUAUACCGAGACAUAGUGGUGCAGAUGCAAGUCAUGCAUAUGGGCAUGCAUAUGAAGAAUCCAAUCGUUCCAAUACAUCACCGCAACUACCCUACAGCCAACAACCACCACAUGUCCGUUCUGAAUAUCUCCCAAAAUAUGAUGGUCACCCACAAUUGGACACUGCUAGUCACAAUCCAUUAUACUCUCCUCCUCUGCCCAUAGCGCCAUCUCCGGCAUUGGGAUCUGGAUCGGGCAGAGAUAUAGAUGAAAGGGGGAAAUUUUAUGAUUCGGAUGAGAAAUACGAAGGAGAAAGAAUGCGCAGACCAAAACCUAUUCAGAGACGAAGUUCCUAUGACGAUAUUCACAGCCAACGAGUAUCCCAUUCCUCCAAGUUAGACCAAAGACUUUCCACUCGCGAUCAUAAUCAACAUCAAACUCAAAAUCGCAGACGAUCUAAUUGCAGUAAUAGCAAUUCAGAAAAAGAAAGCCAGAUGAAGAGUAUGAAAGAUAAAGAUCGCGCCGAACGCUACGGACUCAAAGAUGAAGUGAAAGGACUCUUUACCGAUUCUCCGAAGGGAUUGGCAGGAGGUGCAAUUGGUGCGUUGGUGGGGGGAUGGGCGACGGAGAAGUUUCAGAAGGGUAGGGGUAGGGAAAGGAGGGAUAUGGGGGAUCGGGCGAAAGUUAUUACGUUGUUGGGGGCUGUGGCGGGGGGUUUGGUGGGUAAUGCUGUGGUGGAUAGGUGGGAGGAUGGGAGGAGAUGA
Molecule: messenger RNA, 1134 nt
Organism: Sclerotinia borealis F-4128
Lineage: Eukaryota; Fungi; Ascomycota; Leotiomycetes; Helotiales; Sclerotiniaceae
Source: the annotation of a GenBank genome assembly